Cylicostephanus goldi is the source of this 312-nucleotide messenger RNA. The record is from the annotation of a GenBank genome assembly. Lineage: Eukaryota; Metazoa; Nematoda; Chromadorea; Rhabditida; Strongylidae.
AUGGCUAAAGCUGAAUGGCCACUCACACUUGAAGACCUCACCGCGUGGAAAAACUCUUUUGGAGAGAAAUUCUGGUUGUUUAUAGCGAUUGAAAAAGAAAAGAAAGAAUCAGUUGCUUGCGUCAUGGGGCUGUCUGAAGCGACUGCUGUCGAAAAGGAGGAAGAUAAAGAAUACGUCUACAUAGUUGGGCUCUACUUCGUUCGAGAGGAUUGGCGGAAACAUGACGUAGGAACAACCUUAUUCAAUAAGUUUAUGGAGGUAGCAGGCGAAUCAAAUAAGGCUUUGCUAUCAGGUAAACUCAACUAUCUGUGA